Messenger RNA from Fusarium coffeatum, 3111 nucleotides. RefSeq lists its product as uncharacterized. Gene Ontology annotation, biological process: nucleotide-excision repair; mismatch repair. Gene Ontology annotation, cellular component: cytoplasm; nucleus; nucleotide-excision repair factor 2 complex. The record is from RefSeq and is a predicted model, not a curated record. The coding region runs from base 1 to 3111 and encodes 1036 amino acids. Gene Ontology annotation, molecular function: damaged DNA binding; single-stranded DNA binding. NCBI's taxonomy places the organism in Eukaryota, Fungi, Ascomycota, Sordariomycetes, Hypocreales, Nectriaceae. The transcript is spliced from 2 exons.
AUGCCUCCUCUUGUGCCGCGCAAACGUUUGCGUGAGUCGCCGCCACCUGGACAAGGUAGAGCAUCAAAAGUGGCUAAAGACAAGUCCGAUGCAUCACGGCGCAAAGCAACUCUCUACGACGACUUAGACGCAUCGGCAACGCCUAAUUCGAAUUCAAUUCUUCAUGGGUUCGACAACGAUGACGAUGACGGAAGCUCUUUGACAUCUUUGUCAGAUGAUGAAUUUGAGGAUGUUGUACCGCCAAAGAAAUCUGAAGGCGCUGAGGAUGAUUCUGGGGACGACGACGAUAUCGAGUUUGAGGAUGUUGAAGCGCCAGUUGCAGCUUUGCCGGACGCUCCAGUAACUUCUGGGGACUUGGAGUUGACACUUACUCGAGAUACACGAAUCUCACUCACGAAUACCUCCGACAGAAAAGGACCAACGAAGCGCGAAAAAAAGGUUCGACAUGCCUCGCAUUGCGUUCAUGUUAUGUUACUCCUUUGGCACAAUGCUACUCGAAAUUCAUGGCUUUGCGAUCCUGAAGUACAGGCGACUAUGAUUUCUCACUUACCCCCGAGGCUUUGGGACGAGGUGGACCGAUGGAGGUGGAACAGCGGACUCGAAAAGAGGCCGACACCUAAAAACCCGACAAAUGCCAAAGUGAAAGGCAAAGGCAAAAAAGCACCCGACAGGCGAGCGCGCGACUGGGGCGCCGAGGCCGAGAGACUGGAAGAAGGGGCUGUUGACAUGAGCCAUGGAGACCCCCUAUUUCGACUCAUGAAAACACUGGCUGCCUGGUGGAAACAGCGAUUUCGAAUCACAGCGCCGGGGCUAAGGAAAUGGGGAUACAUGUCUCUUGAACGUCUGGAUCGACUAACAAAGGCGCAAAAAGCAGAGCCCCAUGAUCCGGAGCAAUUCGGCGAGAAGAUCGAAGGUCUAGAAGGGUUGAGAUAUUGCGCUCGCAACUGCCAGGGAAGCCGAGAUGUAGGAGCCCAAUUAUUCACCGCUUUACUUCGUGGACUGGGUUUGGAAGCACGAAUGGUCGCGAAUUUGCCCUGCUUAGGUUUCGGGUGGACCAAACUCGAGGAGGCCGAACCGGAGAAGACCGAUAUUACCCAGACGAAAUCGACACCAGACAAACAGACGAAGUCAGCUACAAAGAAGGAACCUAACAAAAAAGCAACACAGAACAAAAAGCCGACACGAAAAGCGAAGGCGAAGCCCGAGGUCGUGAGUGAUUCGGAUGGCUUGGAGCUUGAGUAUAAGAAUAGCGAUGACGAAUCGGUUGAGAUGGAAAUCACGCCGCGAAAAAUAUCAACCAAGAAAUAUGACGCCGACAUGGAUUUCCCACAUUACUGGACAGAGGUUUUGUCACCAGUCACUAAUAAGUUUCUGCCCGUUGACGCAAUCGUCAAGAAUGUGGUUGGAACAAAUCGAGAUUUGAUCGAGUUCCUUGAACCACGUGGAGCGAAAGCCGACAAGGCACGUCAAAUAAUGGCUUACAUCAUUGGCUAUUCGCAAGAUGGCACCGCCAAGGACGUCACAGUCAGGUAUCUGAAGCGCAAUACACUUCCUGGUCGUACGAAGGGAGUUAGGAUGACGCCAGUAAAGGUUCCGGUCUACAAUCGGCAUGGGAAGAUCAAGCGGUACGAUCAGUUUGAUUGGUUCAAGACUGCGAUUUCUGGAUAUAGGAGAGGUAGCAAGAAACAUCCUAUAACCGAGAUCGACGAGGCCGAAGAAGCGACGGACCUGAAGCCUGCUAAACCAGAGAAGAAGGAGGUCAAGGAAGGCCAGGAGACUCUGCAAUACUACAAACAGUCCAAGGAGUUUGUACUCGAGCGUCACUUGAAGCGCGAGGAGGCUCUUAACCCCAAUGCGAAGCCUGCAAAGGUGUUCAAGAACAAGAUCAAGGGUGGCAAGGUGGAAGAAGAGGAUGUAUUCUUACGCAGGGAUGUUCUGAAUGUCAAGAGUGCUGAAACUUGGCAUAAGCAGGGUCGGGCGCCAAAAGCUGGGGAGCAGCCGUUGAAAAGAGUCCCGUAUCGUGCGGCUACUUUGAAUCGUCGACGAGAAAUCAUGGAAGCGGAGGCUGCAACAGGAGAAAAGGUUCUGCAGGGUCUUUACAGUUGGGAACAGACAGACUGGAUCAUUCCGCCACCGAUCAAGGAUGGAGUUAUUCCCAAGAACGACUACGGCAAUAUCGAUUUGUUUGCCGAGCAUAUGUGUCCAAAGGGCGCUGUGCAUGUACCUUUCCGCGGGGCAAUGCGAGUAUGCAAGAAGCUCCAAAUCGAUUACGCCGAAGCUGUCGUGGACUUUGAAUUCGGCCACCGCAUGGCUGUACCUGUCAUCCAGGGUGUUGUCAUCGCCGAGGAGAACCAUGAUAUGGUCAUGGUAGAACUUGAAAAGGACGAAGCAGAGCGCGCACGGAAAGAAGACGAGAAGAGACGAAAGAAGGCAUUGGCCCAAUGGCGCCGCUUCCUUAUGGGAAUGCGUAUAGCGGAACGGAUCAGGCAGGAGUAUGGAGAAAUCACCGACGACAUAUCUGUGUUUGGGCAUGCUAGGGACUCGGCCCUUUCGAAGAAGCCUGCGCCGGUAGAGGAUGGGGAUUUGGCUGGUGGAUUUCUUCCAGAUGGCUACGAAGAAGAGGAAGAGGAGAAAGAAGCACCGGCGCACCAUACUUCGAGUUUCUUCCCCGCCAUUGAUGAGGACGAUGAUGGUGAUGAUGGGCUUUUAAUGGAGCACGAUGGGGCCGAACAAAGAGCCAUGAUACCAAUGGAUGUCGAUGAAGAAGAAGCGCCCUCGAAGUCAGAAGCUGAAACAGGGCUGGACUCUGAACCACAAGCCAAGUCAGAGUUUGAGAUGGAUGCAACCCCUGAGAGAGAAGCAGUACCAGAAGACGAAGAACCUAAGCCAGAGCCAGAAAAGUCCGAGGCAGAAUCCGAACCACCACGAACAAGCGCAAGAUCAAGAAAACGAGCUCCAGCAAAACAAAUCAAAAAGGAAAAGGAGCCACCUGUACGCGCCACUCGACGAUCAACAAGGAGCGGACGCAACAUCGUCUCAUAUGACGAGGAUGUUGGAGGUAAUGAUGAUGAGAUAUGGGAUUCGUAUGCUGAAUCUGAAGAUGAUGAGUAG